AUGUUCCAGCUCAAGAAACUUCUUGUUCUAGCUCUCCCAGCCUUGGCUUUCGCCGAAGAGGCCUUCUCUCCUCUCAAGCGCCAGAUUGUAGAGAUCCCGUGCAGCGAGUCUGGCCGGAAAGACUGCGGCGACGGCUGCAUUCCCUUGACCUACACUUGCUGCCCAGACCAGCAGGGCGGUUGUCCCUUGACGUCCACGUGCUGGCUCGGUAAUAACGGCCAGUAUGCUUGCUGCCCGAUCGGUAAGCAAUGCGUCGGUCCGGGUGGUGUCAAUACGGAACCCGGCUCGACGGUGACGUCCACCCUCUUCUUCACGGAGUCGGUUCCGGACGAGGAGACUUCCACGUCCUUCUUCGCGUCGACCUCUACCGCGACCUUCACCCUCACUUCCGAAAUCGGGAGCACCUCAGCAGAGACUUCUCCUGUGCCUAAACCGACCACUUCUCUUCCGGCACCUCCGAUUGUUUCCAAUACGCCGACGACGACUGCUGCGCUGCCGACGAUCACCGCGAACAGUACCACAGCCCGCCCGCCUCCGGUUACGGUGAACGCAGCGAACACCCACGGUGGCUCGAUCCUUCAGGCGGUGGCCGCUGGUGCCGUAGCCUUGCUUGCUCUUUGAAACCUGUGUAUACCGAGAUGGAAAUGUGUUCGAUGUUCAGAUCAAUGGAAAUGGUGUUGUCGAGGUGUAAUAGUUGUCGGAAGGGAUGGGCGGGCGAAUGUGGGUAAAGGAAGAGAGAGAGGAUCGAUAAUAGCUUUUACAACCAAAACGUAAUGGAAAUGAAAAUUGUCAGGUUGGACCUCGUCUCCCCAACUUUCCAUACCACCAAGGGAUCCGCCACCAU
This is a messenger RNA of Colletotrichum scovillei, 844 nucleotides long. Its product is annotated as GPI anchored serine-threonine rich protein. The record is from RefSeq and is a predicted model, not a curated record. Bases 1 to 621 code for a protein of 206 amino acids. The transcript has a single exon. NCBI's taxonomy places the organism in Eukaryota, Fungi, Ascomycota, Sordariomycetes, Glomerellales, Glomerellaceae.